CGAGAAUCAAUCGACAAACGCCAAACCACACCCUCCAUUUCUCGCGAUCAACACAUAAAUCGCAAUCAUGGGUAAAGGAAAGCCUCGUGGUCUUAACGCCGCUCGCAAGCUCCAAAACCACCGCCGCGAGCAAAGAUGGUCCGAUCUGUCCUUUAAGAAGCGCGCCCUCGGAACGGCUUUCAAGUCCUCCCCAUUCGGUGGCUCUUCCCACGCCAAGGGCAUCGUCCUCGAGAAGGUCGGUGUUGAGGCCAAGCAGCCCAACUCCGCCAUUCGCAAGUGUGUCAGGGUCCAGUUGAUCAAGAACGGAAAGAAGGUUACCGCUUUCGUCCCCAACGAUGGUUGCUUGAACUUCGUCGACGAGAACGACGAGGUCCUGCUUGCUGGUUUCGGUCGUAAGGGCAAGGCCAAGGGAGAUAUUCCCGGUGUCCGUUUCAAGGUUGUCAAGGUCUCCGGUGUUGGUCUUUCGGCAUUGUGGAAGGAGAAGAAGGAGAAGCCGAGAUCGUAGAUGCUUCCUUGUGCUUGGUACGACAAUGGGCAAUGGGUGUUAUUUUUGCGAUACAUGGGCUUUACGCGCGCUCGGAUUCAUGAUAGCAAUCUAGAGUAGCGAAUAGCUACAGAAGGUCACCAAACAAGAGACAUUCACGAUCA
Molecule: messenger RNA, 648 nt
Organism: Pseudogymnoascus destructans
Lineage: Eukaryota; Fungi; Ascomycota; Leotiomycetes; Thelebolales; Thelebolaceae
Gene: RPS23
Product: 40S ribosomal protein S23
Exons: 3
Coding region: 68-505 (145 amino acids)
Biological process (GO): translation
Cellular component (GO): ribosome; cytosolic small ribosomal subunit
Molecular function (GO): structural constituent of ribosome
Source: RefSeq, a predicted model, not a curated record